Messenger RNA from Pseudomassariella vexata, 351 nucleotides. Its product is annotated as 60S ribosomal protein L34-B-like protein. The transcript has 3 exons. The record is from RefSeq and is a predicted model, not a curated record. Bases 1 to 351 code for a protein of 116 amino acids. Gene Ontology annotation, biological process: translation. Gene Ontology annotation, molecular function: structural constituent of ribosome. Lineage: Eukaryota; Fungi; Ascomycota; Sordariomycetes; Amphisphaeriales; Pseudomassariaceae. Gene Ontology annotation, cellular component: ribosome.
AUGCCGGACAACAGAGUCACCUACCGUCGCCGCAACCCGUACAACACGAGGAGCAACAAGACUCGCGUGGUCAAGACUCCUGGUGGUGAGCUUCGCACGCUCCACAUCAAGAAGCGUGGAACUGCCCCGAAGUGCGGUGACUGCGGCACCAAGCUUCCUGGUGUCCCCGCUCUCCGCCCCCGCGAGUACUCCCAGAUCUCCAAGCCCAAGAAGACUGUCCAGCGCGCAUACGGUGGUUCGCGAUGUGGCAACUGCGUGCGUGACCGUGUCGUGCGUGCCUUCCUGAUCGAGGAGCAGAAGAUCGUGAAGAAGGUGCUGAAGGAGCAAGAGGGUGGCAGCAAGAAGAAAUAA